Molecule: messenger RNA, 4588 nt
Organism: Osmia bicornis bicornis
Lineage: Eukaryota; Metazoa; Arthropoda; Insecta; Hymenoptera; Megachilidae
Gene: Inx2
Product: innexin inx2
Exons: 1
Coding region: 589-1665 (358 amino acids)
Biological process (GO): phototransduction
Cellular component (GO): gap junction; plasma membrane
Molecular function (GO): gap junction channel activity
Source: RefSeq, a predicted model, not a curated record
AAAGUGGGGAUAGAAUCUCAGUGUGCAGCAGAAGCAAACAUAUAGUUCUGCGUCCCCGAGCAGGCUGUGUGGGAUCGACGUUGCUGGACAGAGAAAACGUUUCGUAAAGCGAAAGAGAGAAGAAAAGAAUUACCGACGAAGGAAGGUAGAAAGAGAAGAGAAGAAAAGGGAGCAACAGCUUGUGGAACGGCAUGUCCUCGCGUGCUUGUGUCGUACAGCGUUUCUGAACGCAGCCAUUACGACAGAACCGCUCUCGGUGACGCUUUGCUGGCGGUGGAGCUGUGCUCACGCGCGCAGUGGUCACGGAACGAUCGGAACGAAACGCACGUGUCUUUUUCGGUGAAAAAGAAAUUCGUAGUGAGAAACGGUAACACGAGGGACAGACUACUGAACAAAAUUAUUAAAGCGUGUUUCUGUGUGUGUGUGUGUACAAGCUUAGAGACGCCUCUUGGCGCGCGGCGUCACGUCGCGCGGGCAUUAAUAUCUCCAAGUGUCCAAUUAUUCAAUUAGUCGAUUAUUUACGAUUGUAAAAAAUCGUGAAUCUUUGAACAACACCAUUCGAAGAAGAAACAACAAACAACAACAAUCAUGUUUGACGUAUUCGGCUCCGUAAAGGGCUUGCUCAAGCUCGACUCCGUGUGCAUCGACAACAAUGUGUUCCGACUGCACUACAAAGCGACGGUGAUUAUAUUAAUCGCUUUCUCAUUAUUGGUCACGUCUAGACAAUACAUAGGAGAUCCCAUAGAUUGCAUCGUAGACGAAAUACCGCUUCACGUGAUGGACACGUAUUGCUGGAUUUAUUCGACGUUUACGAUUCCCGAUCGUACCGGCAUCGUCGGCAAAGACAUCGUACAGCCAGGUGUAGCAUCCCACGUUGAAGGGGACGAUGAAAUUAAGUACCACAAAUACUAUCAGUGGGUGUGUUUCACGCUAUUCUUCCAAGCGAUACUAUUUUACGUGCCACGUUAUCUGUGGAAGACCUGGGAGGGCGGUAGGAUCAAGAUGUUGGUCUUGGACCUUAAUUGUCCGGUGAUGAGCGAAGAAUGCAAAACAGAGAGGAGAAAGUUGCUGGUCGACUAUUUUACCUCAAACCGGCAUACGCAAAACUUCUAUGCAUUCCGAUUUUUCCUGUGCGAGGUGCUGAAUUUCGUUAACGUGGUCGGCCAGAUCUACUUCAUGGAUUUCUUCCUAGACGGGGAGUUCACAACUUACGGUUCGGAUGUGGUGAAGUUCACGGAAAUGGAGCCGGAGGAGAGAAUCGACCCAAUGUCCCGUGUAUUCCCGAAGGUCACCAAAUGCACCUUCCACAAAUAUGGUGCGUCCGGCACGGUGCAGAAGUUCGACGGUCUAUGCGUGCUGCCAUUGAAUAUCGUCAACGAGAAGAUUUACGUGUUCCUAUGGUUCUGGUUCAUCAUUCUGUCCGUGUUAAGCGGUCUAACAUUGGCCUACCGUGCUGCGGUUGUAGCUGGACCAAAACUUCGCCUAAUCCUGCUACGCGCUCGAUCGCGUCUUUCACCACAAGAAGACAUCGAAUUGAUCGCGAAAGACUGCCAGAUCGGUGACUGGUUCGUUCUUUAUCAACUUGGAAAGAACAUAGAUCCGUUGGUGUAUCAACAGCUCAUCUCGGAACUGGCCCUAAAGCUUCAGGGAAAAGAACCCGUUUAGUUUCCAUUAUAAUUAAUAUUCCUUUUUUUCUCACUUGUUUAUUCCUCGAUCUUUAAUUUUGAUUAACCAAGUUAAAAGCCGUGUAACGUAGUUAAUUCGAUGAAUUGAGGGGCCAUUUCCCAGUUCAUCGUUGCGACCCGAGAUUGCAUUCCAUAUUUUUUUUUUAUGUUUCAUAAAUUGUAGACGUAAAGACAUCGAUGAUACAUAUAUUUUUUUUUAGUUGAACUAUACAAUUCAUUCCUUCUAUCGCGCCAUCUUGCGCAAGUGUAUGCUUCAAUGCGGUGACCGUAGAUACAUGCAUUUCUGGUAUUUGACCCUUUCCUUUCCCUCGUCUUGCAAUUUCCUCGGGUUCGUCCAAUAAUCAUUUUCUUUCGGUUUUCUUUUUUCUAAAUCCAAUUUGGAUGGUGCUUACGAGAAGCGACAGUGCCAACAAUGCGCAAGAUUUAUUUGGAGAUAUCAUCGGUUAAGUGGAGACAAGAAGGCAGUAUAUAUUGCUACCUUUUAUUUUUCUAACGCCGCCAUUUUUACUCGACUAUAAAGAAUGAUUCGCAUUUACUUAAUCGAUAUCUCUUGAUAAAUCUGUAAGCAACGACGAGGAGACGUACGUGAGAGAGUGAGAGAAAGAGCUUAGUAUUAAAGAAAAAAUAAACUCCUCUGAUACAUGGAGGGCUUUGUAGAGAGACUCUGAUUGUGUGAUAUAAAAUGGGCGACGACGUUCAUUUUCUCUGCCUUUUCAUUUCAUUUCACUUCCUUUUUAAACAUUCAAACUUUGUUAAGAUGUUCCUUCGAUGGGACUCCCCAAUUGUUUUAGUUCCAAGAGAAGAAUGAAGGUGGCAAGCCUGCCGCGAAGGGUUGGUACGCCUGUACUAUCGUUUCGCAUGAGAUUUCGAACGUGUCGUCCUCCAAGAAUCGUAAUUUCAUUGUCUUACCAGUUAUUUUUCAUAUUGUAGACGUAGGACGUACACAUCUUGUACAUUGUAGACCGUCUUAUGAAAUAGAAGAUAUAAAUUUAUAUUAUAUAUAAAUAUAUACAGGGUGUCACAGAAAGUCUCGAAACCCAUAGCUGCCUGGUGUCAAAACAAGUGAAGAGUAAUUAAAAAGUUGAAAGAUGAUAGUUUCACAUUUGUUUUGACAUGGAAAGUUUACCUUUUUUGGGUUGUAUGAUGUUUUUGAGGCUCCCUGUGUAUUAUAUUUAGAGAGAGAAAGAUGGAUAUAUAGAAUGAAAUAUAUAUGUGAGAGAGAGAGGGAAAGAAUGAGAGAGAGAGUGCGAGCGGAUGAAAAAGACAAGCAAGUAAAAUAAUUUAGAAAUACUGAAAUUUUCUUUCUGUAACACCUUCAAAUAUUCUAUAUCGAAGGAACAAAUAAUGAGAAAAAAAAAACAAGCAAACUCUGUGAACACGUAAGUUUCUUUUUCUCUGUCAGUUGGAUUUACUGCCGAACUGUUAGAAACCGUCCUUAUUAGGCAAACAUAUUCCCUGUUUCACGAGCAGGAAUGAAAGAAAAAUUUGAAAUUCGAAAAGACAAGAAUAAACGCUUAGCUGGUAAGAAAUUAGAGUAGUAUCGCGCCUCAGUUAUCCGCCAUUAAUAUUUUUGUGGAAUUCAUGCUCAAAGUAAGACUGCCAAGUAAUCGGGACACUCCAUAUCAUCGUGAUUCUUGUAUUUUGUACCUAUUUAGGAUUGAAUAGAAUUUAGAAUCUUUCAUUUACACUGGUUUAUAUAUUUCCUUCUCCCUGCUUUCCUUUUUUUUUCUUUUUUAAUAUUCGCAUAAUAUUUUCUCUAAGAUUGUUCCAUUUGUCCCAUCUUGUUACUCGUUUCUUCUAAUUUUUUUUUUCUUCUAUAGUUAUCGUAGAUAUCCUAGAUAUUUAACCUUAAUCAAGGGGAGAGUCUGGAUCCAGUCUCUUCAGGAUCCACCGGGGAGGGAUAAAAAAUCAAAAAGAUACCGCAGUUAGCCUUAGUACCUUCGGAUACCGUCAUAUCUUUCUGAUUAAAUGUUUAAAAAUAUAAAAGAGUAUCCUAAGGGCUAUGAUUCCUUUAAAUGAUAAAUUCGUGUCAGUGAGAGGGAACAAAAACUUACUGACCGAAGGAGAAAGAAGUGCCUACUUUGUAUGCAUGUAUAAUGCAUCGGAUUUGUAAGCUGCAUUAGUAAAUAGUGAUAGUAUAUCGUUUGGAUAAAUUUUCGCAGUAAAUAAAGAGGAUCAUACGCACACAUACAAUUUAUAUCGUAAAUGUGUUAUGUAUAGUAGUGAGCAUGAUAGACUUCCGUAGGGAAGAUGGGGAUGUAGAGGGUGAAGAUCCCAUCAAAACCCUAAAAAGAAAAAUUAAUAUAAUAGGUUUCAAAACUUAAAUUUCUAAAUUCAAACUUUUAAGUUUACAGGUGGAUAGGAGCCUUUUUGCCCUAGAGCGCCAUUUUCCUUAGUAAGUCUACCAUGCUCUGUGCUGUACGUGGUUCCUUGCGACUAUGUUAAGCGAUAAGAUAUAUAUAAAAAUAUAUAUUUUUUAAUAUAUAAUUAUAUAUUUUAUAUAUUACCCUAUAUAUUUUAUAUAUAAUUAUAUAUACAUAUAUAUGUAUACAUAAUUAUAGUGAGCGUCCUAGUUCAGAAUUGCUGGAGAUACGAGUGAUAAUUGAUUAGUAACGACUGUUUAUGCGUUAUUCUCCUUAUUAUUUAAUAAUUCAUGGCUUUUGCUCGUUGAUGCUAAUUCACUGUUCACAGGAGACGAGGAGCUAUCGUUUCUUUAUCGCGACAAAGUAUUAGAAAUAUAAAUUGAUUAGUUUUUAAGGUUUAUGAACAAUAAAAAAUUUACUUUUACGCCGUUUGUCUUUGUUGCGUCCAACGAUUAUUGUGUAACUACUGCCCAACUUAUGUUUUUCUCGCACAAAUGCGGAUGGAAUUAAAGAAAUAAAUGUCAGCGAGUAAUUUUAGUA